This is a messenger RNA of Alternaria rosae, 6483 nucleotides long. RefSeq lists its product as uncharacterized. NCBI's taxonomy places the organism in Eukaryota, Fungi, Ascomycota, Dothideomycetes, Pleosporales, Pleosporaceae. Gene Ontology annotation, biological process: cell motility. The record is from RefSeq and is a predicted model, not a curated record. The transcript is spliced from 2 exons. Bases 301 to 6066 code for a protein of 1921 amino acids. Gene Ontology annotation, molecular function: phosphatidylinositol binding; catalytic activity.
AGCACCUGGGAGAUUGCUCGAACCGCGCAGGGACCCAGCACAACGUAUACUGAUCAGCUGCGCCGCGUGUUCUCUUUCUCUCGCCUGUUCAUGACAUAGACGCGCUGUCACAUUUCACCUGGGACAGCAAUUCCCGGCAAUCCCAGCCAGCAAUCCAUCCAUCGUGACGAGUGACGGCAGCAGCAGGUUUCCUGGCUACCAUGGCUGUAUAACGCCCUAGAAGCCGAAGAACCACCCCUCCCCAACGCGACCUCGCCCGAAGAAGACACCCACCGACACUUCCUCUUCCGUGCCGUCACCAUGGCUGGCUCCAACAAGACCGGGGGUUCGCCCACGACGCGCAGCCCUCGCUCACGAUCGCCCGCAGUAUCAGGAAGGACAGACGAGUCCGGCCGACUGCUAUCACCGCUUAGCUUGGGACAGCCCAGGAAUGACACUCAAGACAUACACAACCCCUCGCCCUCGGACGGCGCCCCCAAGAUCAUGCGAUCGGCCCCAACCGGCUCGCCCAUCUCCAGCAAGGAAGCCGGCGAAUUCCCCUUCCAUGUUCCAGCGAAUGCCAACGGGGGUAGCAUACCCGUGCCUGUCGAAUCUGCUGAAGCCCCCCUCCGCGCCCCGAAGCCCUCCUCGCACAUGUCCAAUGGAUCCACCAGCUCCUACUACCCGCCCUUUGCGCCCAUGUCCCGACAUCCUACCGAGGGCGAACUCUCCGACGCACCCCGAGAACGCAAGAGCGUCCAGUUUGCUCGCUCCGCCACAUUCACAUCCGAUCAGCCCGCCGCCAAUUCGCGGCAGCAGUCAUGGGAGGUCGAAGACGGCGAAGGAAAGGGCAAGGAGCGGAGUGGACAGAGCUCGUCGCUCAUGGGCAAGCUGAGGGCACUGGCAGCGCCCAUGCAGGGACACGGCAGGAGUCUGAGUGCAUUGGGGGGAAGCUCAGGCCAUGAAGGCUCGCCCCAUGGCCAACUUUCGCCCACAUCCGAGCACGACGAGCCCCGAUUCGAGGGACACGACAGCGAGGCCGAUGCUGAUGGCGAGUCGAGCGCUGGCGAGGGUGCUUCAAGAUCAAGGCCGAGACAAAAGAGGCGGAAGAGCAGCCGGCGUUGGUUCGACGGCGAGGGCGAAGGCACCCAGACGGCCCCUACCACGCCCAAGCAGACCACGGGCGGCUUCUUCUCGCGUGACUCACCCACUAUGACGCCCACCUCGACCCGCCCGGGCUUCCUACGCCGCUCCACCAUGGACGACAUACCCGAGAACGAGCGUCAGGGUUACUCAGAGGAUGAGGGCCGCUCGCGCAUCGCAAAGGAGAGCGCAUGGACACGUGGACUGCACAGUGCGAGGGGACUUUCGUACGGAGGUCUGCGAAGACACGAUCCUAACGGCGAGGAAGAGGGUCACCAGAGUCGUCCUACCGGCAACUUGCGAAGCUUGACUACCUUCAGGGGUGCGGCGGGAGACACACAGCCCUCACCAUGGCGGAUGCGUAGUGAGCGCACGUCAAGUUUGAGUGCGCAGAAGUGGAAGUCCAUCAAGAACAGCCUCAAGCUUCUCGGCAACCGACAAAAGGCCGAACGCCAAAUCGACCACGCAAAGUCGGCUGAGCUGAUGGCUGAACUGCUUGCUGGUGCACCCGCAGCCUUGUUCUUUGCCAGUAUGUUCCAACGCGAUGAGCACGGCCACAGGCGUAUUCCCGUCCUUCUUGAGCAACUCAAGGUCACCAUCACCGACACAGACCGCCCCGCGAAGAAGGAGGGCGAUCGGCACACUGCUUUGCGUAUAGAACUGGAAUACGGCAGUGGCCUGACCAGGAUGAAGUGGGUUGUUUACAGGAGUGUCGCGGAUUUUGCCAACCUGCAUCUCAAGUUCAAAGUUCAGGAGAAGCAAGACGCUUUCCGCAGUCGCCCGGCUAACCGUAUGCGAGAAUUAAAAGACAAGACAUCCAAAGACGGCGAGACUGAGAAGGAGGAAGAGAAAGAAGACCCACGCACAAAACUUCCACGCUUUCCCAGAAGUGUAUUGCCCUAUCUCCGAGGUCUUCGAGGCUACGGCAUCCUUGAUGACGAAGGUGAAGAAGAGGAAGAAGAGGCUGCAGCAGGAGCCAGUGGACCAGAGGGUGAUGCAAGCGCUACCGAACGCCCUAACAGACCCAAGCGAGGCAAGUCGUCAUUCUUAGGUCGCAGACAAUCAAGCGUAAGUGGUUCUCAAGCCCAGGGUGCUGUCGGUGCCCUUGUAGCGAGACAGGGCAGUUUUGCUGGCGCCGCCGGUCAGCCCCUACAGGCGAAACAGAAUCAUCAUGAACGCCAACGGAAGAAGUUGGAACAAUAUCUGCGAGGUCUCAUGACCUACCUCAUCUUCCGUCCUGACAGCAACCGCCUGUGCAAGUUCCUCGAGCUAUCUGCUUUGGGUGUCCGCCUAGCGGCUGAGGGCGGCUACCACGGCAAGGAAGGCUACAUGAUGAUCAAAUCCUCCAAAGGCGUCGACAACAGGAAGGGAUGGACCAAGCUAGCCAUGAUGAACCGUCACUGGCCCAAAUGGUUCCUAGUAAGGCACAGCUAUGUCGUUUGUGUAGACUCGCCUGAGGAGAUGAACGUCUAUGAUGUUUUCUUAGUCGAUGCCGACUUUCAUCUCGACACCAAAUCUGCCAGGAUACGAGAUAAGAAAGCCAGAGAUCUUGCAAGCGAAGCGAAGGCGUCCGCAACAGGCCAUCACCAGCUGAAGCUCGUCAACGCUGAACGCAAGAUGAAGCUACUUGCUCGUAAUGAGCGGAUGCUGCAUCAGUUUGAGGAAUCCAUCAACUUCAUGUCACAGAACACUCUGUGGUCUCAACGCCAGCGAUUCGACAGUUUCGCUCCAGUGCGCAAGAAGAUCUACGCCCAAUGGCUUGUAGACGGUCGCGACUACAUGUGGAAUGUAUCCCGAGCUAUCAGUAUGGCGCGCGACGUCAUCUACAUUCACGACUGGUGGCUCAGCCCAGAGCUUUACUUGCGCCGCCCAGCUGCCAUUAGUCAGAAGUGGAGACUCGAUAGACUCCUCCAGCGCAAAGCACAGGAAGGUGUCAAGAUCUUUGUGAUUAUGUAUCGCAACAUCGGCGCUGCUAUUCCUAUCGACUCUGAGUACUCCAAGUUCUCCCUGCUAGAUCUCCACCCAAACAUCUUCGUCCAACGAUCGCCUAACCAAAUCCGCCAGAACACAUUCUUCUGGUCUCAUCACGAGAAGAUUUGCGUCAUCGAUCACACUGUAGCUUUCUGCGGAGGUGUUGACUUGUGUUUUGGUCGUUGGGACACACCACAACACGUUGUCGUUGAUGACAAGCCCACCGGCUUCGAGCUCGAUGAUACGCCCAAGGAUGCGGACCACUGUCAGCUAUGGCCGGGCAAAGACUACUCGAAUCCCCGUGUGCAAGACUUCUUCGCUCUCGACAAACCCUACGAGGAGAUGUACGAUCGCUCGAAAGUCCCGAGGAUGCCAUGGCACGACGUGGGCAUGCAGAUCGUGGGUCAACCCGCUCGCGACCUGACCCGUCAUUUCGUACAGCGAUGGAACUACCUACUUCGCCAGCGCAAGCCUUCGCGGCCCACACCCUUCCUUCUUCCUCCUCCUGACUUCAACCCAGCCGAUAUAGAAGCUCUUGGGCUUGAUGGAACUUGCGAAGUACAGAUCCUACGUUCCGCCUGUGCAUGGUCUCUGGGUACGCCCAACAAGGUUGAGCACAGUAUUAUGAACGCAUACGUGCAGAUGAUUGCCACAUCCGAGCAUUUCGUAUACAUCGAGAACCAGUUCUACAUCAGUAGCGGCGAAGUGCUGGGAACGAAGAUUGAGAACAAGAUCAACGAUGCGAUCGUCGACCGUAUCAAGCGUGCCCAUGCCAACGACGAAGACUGGAGAGCAUGCAUCAUGCUUCCGCUGAUGCCUGGAUACCAGAAUACUGUCGAUGAACAGGAAGGCAGCAGUGUCCGUCUCAUCAUGACAUGUCAAUACCACAGCAUCUGCCGCGGCGAAGGAUCUAUCUUCGGACGCUUGCGAGCUGCCGGCAUCGAGCCUGAAGAUUACAUUAACUUCUACGCACUCCGAUCAUGGGGCGAGGUUGGCCCAAACAAGAUGCUGGUCACAGAGCAGUUGUACAUCCAUGCGAAGAUCAUGGUAGUUGAUGACCGAGUUGCCAUCAUCGGAUCCGCAAACAUCAACGAGCGUUCUAUGUUGGGAUCACGAGACUCUGAAAUCGCUGCCGUCAUCCGCGAUACUGAGCUACUUGAUUCAUAUAUGGGUGGCCAGCCAUACAAGGUAGGCAAGUUCCCUCACACCCUGCGCAUGCGUCUUAUGCGGGAGCACUUGGGCGUUGAUGUUGAUUGCAUCUCUGAGGAGGAGAUGCUCAGCCAGAUGUCCGAUGAUGCCGAUAGCGUCGGUUUCCAGACAGAGUCCUCUGGCCCAGGAUCACCAACAGCUCAGCGCGCGACCGAACAGAAGCUGGAAGAGAACAACUACAAGAUGCAGGAUGAGCUCAUCCAGAAGGCAGAGAAGCUACAUAGCUUCAAUCAUGACUUCGACUGGGCGCAGGACCAGAACCCUCAUCUGCAAAGUACCAAGAAGCCAUCGGCUGAUUCUCGUGUGCAACACAACUCAGCACAUACCAAGGACGUUCGUGGCGAGGGCGCCGAUCAUAUGCUGGAAGCCGAGCAGUUGCGACCGAUCAUAACGCAAGCUAGGGAUUCUUACAUUGACGAGCAUGGCCAUGAGAAACUCGUUACCGAUAUUGCGGCUGAAGGUGCUGCGGCUAUACCCAGGAAGAGCGCGACACUCAAGACGCGCAAGCGCAGUGGUACCACCGGUACCAGGGCCAGCAACGUCAGCGCACAAACUGAUGGAACUGGUUAUGCUGGUCUCCCACCUCCUAAGCUACCUCGCAUGGACACGUUCAAGCUAGGUUUGACACAGCUCAGCCAGUUGCCUGCGUUGCCAAUUUCGGAUGACACGGACAUCGGCGGUCCGCCUGCUCUACAGCGAACUUUUAGCCAGGGUUCCUCUUCCGUCAUCAACCCUCUUCUCUCAGAAAUGCGUCGACCUGUCGUGACCGAAGACUGCAUGCGCGAUCCUAUCAACGACACCUUCUUCCUCGACACUUGGCAUCAAGUUGCAGAGAACAACACGAAGCUCUUCCGUCAAGUCUUCCGCUGCAUGCCAGACAACGAAGUCCGAACAUGGAAGGAGUACCAGGAGUACGCUGCAUUCUCGGAACGUUUCACCAAAUCCCAGGGCGGAGACAAGAGCCAGAUGCACAAGCAGCAGGAUGCCCCGGGUACGACUGGACCGCCCGGCACUGGUCUCACGAGCAAGUUUACCUCGACUGCUGGUACUGUCGGCAAGCAGGUUGGCGCUCUAGGCGAUAAGCUCACGGAGAAGAUGACGAACAACUCGGACCGAGUCAACGGCGAGAACGUCCAUGGAACAACCCAUCACUCCAGCAUGGGCGGCGUAGAACAAUGGGCCAACGACCAAGAGAAGCGCGUACAAUCCCAAAGCCCGCCUCCCCCCGCCACACGCGGUCUUCACCUGGACACCGCAUCCGGCACAAUGCUGAAUGAGAAGCUAGCCCCCGAGCCCGCCGACGACGCCGUAGUCUCUCCCAUGAACCCUGCUCCCCCAGAGAAGACCUUCACCUUCCCCGCCCCACCACCCAUCCCCAACGAGAGCGCCCACACCGACUUCGCAUCGCACUCGCAAAACCCACCUCCAACAUCCCACUCCAACCGCGAGCGCUCCCAACGCGUCACCAUCUCUGAGCCACCUAUCCACCCCAACGCGCUGCCCCAUAACCAGAACUCGAACAACACGCCCAACCGCUCAAAUACCAAGCGCUCCCGUCGCCGUGCUACGACAAAGUCGUCAAACAGGCAGUUCAACGCUACAGAUGCCGAUAUCAUGCUUGACAAGGAUGAUGCGAAGCGACUGCUGGAGCUGGUUCAGGGGCAUAUUGUGCUUUGGCCGUACGACUGGUUGGAGAGUGAGGAGAGGGGUGGCGGGUGGUUGUAUAAUGUGGAUCAGAUUGCGCCGUUGGAGAUUUAUAAUUAAACUUCGACCGCAUUUGCUGUAGGGCUACGCAGGAGCGGCGUGAGUGCCGCGACAUCCAUCGUGUGUCGUCGAGCUUGGAUAUUGGAGUUUGGCAUCGUGGUUCCCACUUUUGUCGCUUCUUUCUCGUUGUCGUUCCAUUUGUCGAGUUUUCUGUCAUUGCUGGUGCAUUGUUGGAGAGGGAGUGGGUGGGAAAGCAUUACACUGGCGUUUUCGCGUCGCGCAUUUGCACUUCGCUAUUUCACAUACAAGUCUUUCUCUCGUCGUUCAUAACUCUUCUUUUGUGUCUCGUUUCCUUUCCUUGACCGUUAAAGCGGUGUAGAAGUGGGCUAUUCUUUACAUGGUCCCAUAAGCGUUGGUUAGUAAUAUAGUAAUACACAUAGACACGGUUUCAAGAUUAUAUUCGAAUAGACUGUAUCA